Molecule: messenger RNA, 1343 nt
Organism: Pararge aegeria (speckled wood butterfly)
Lineage: Eukaryota; Metazoa; Arthropoda; Insecta; Lepidoptera; Nymphalidae
Exons: 6
Coding region: 137-580 (147 amino acids)
Source: RefSeq, a predicted model, not a curated record
UUAUGUUUUCUAUUUGAAGUGUCACAUUUAAUCUUUUGUAUAAUUUUUAUUUUACAAGCAGCGACGAAAAUCAAAUAUAUCUGCAUUAAUUUCCGAAAUCAUUAUCUAUCUUCAGUUUGAAUAAUAGCAAGCGAGCAUGAUGGCAGAACAGCAUUCUCGAAAAACUCAUGUACCGAGAGAGCAUAAACAACGACCAAAAAACAAUUUUGUUAAAACUUCGGGUGACGAGGUUCCUGGGAAGAGGCCUGCUAGUCUCAAAAGCAGAAACGUGUUACCAAAAAACUUGCGCUACGGUUUGGAAAACGCUUUAGUUGGGCUGUGCGAUGUAUGGUUUGAAGAAAUCAAGCCGUAUCUAGAGCGUAACAGCAUUAAGGUGCAUGUGCAUGAAACUGUGGCGGAUAUCGGCGAAGGUGAUGGAAACGGUGCCCCAGACUGCUCCCACUUCCAUCCAGCGUCGUCGGCAUCGCGUUGCGAGUUGUGCCGACUCCUAUUCAACGCCGCAAACAGCAUCGAGAGCGCCGUGUCGCAAGCCGCCAGUGUGUCUUCCGUCUGCACCACCGAGACACAUAACAAAGAGUGAAUUCUAUAGCAGCAACGAAACGAAAGAUUUGAAAACUAUAGAGAGAAGAACACACAAGAAAAUCCUCACAAUCGCUACUUCCCAAUCAAUGCAUCCUGGCCCCCAUCAUUAUCAAACAUACAACUUAAGUGCCAAAACUUACCGCCAGGAGAAAAUGGAACCAACUACUAUAGGAACUCCGUCAAAGGAAGAAAUGCCUCAACAGAAUUACACCAAAAUCGGACAAACAGGAUAUAAACCUCAAUUUAAGGAUGCAUCGACUCAAACAGAAAUUUUGUUGAAGAGUACAGUAAAACCUACCACGAGAAAAAGCGUACGCGUACAAUCUGGAUACCAGUUCAGCCGAUCUCCUGCUACUGCCUUCUUGCCUUCAAUAAAAAAGACUAACGUUAUAGAUAAUUCCAAAGACUUCAAGAUCCAGUAUGCAGAAGGCCCACCUUUAUUUAAAAACGAUCUCAUCGAAAUAAUUGGUGCGAAACAUGACGAGAGGCUAAGAGUUUUGUAUAAUAGCCCAGAUAGGGAUAAUAUCCCUGUAUCGUUAAGUUUAUUGUCACUCUAUAACCCUGAUAAUAAAUGUAAAGGACCUAAAAAGUUUCGUCCUUGGAGGUAAGGAGAUUAGCCACAUAGCAAAUAAUUAGUGGCGACGAAGUUUUAAAAUAAAAUUUACAGAAACAUGACAUCUCAUUAUCAAAGCUACAUUGAUUUCAGCAAUAUUAGCUCUAAUAUGUACAAUUAGGUUAUUAAUAAAGACAAAUAGAUUGAA